ACCUGAUGCUAAAUGCUAAGUGGCUACCAUUGCAAAUGAUUGAGGACAUUAGCAGCGGCUAGCCUGCGAAUAUAAAAGUGGGAGAAGAUGAGGAGGAGGAGGAGGUUGAACUUUUUUUUUUUUUUUUAUCAUUUCUGAAGUCACAAGGACGAGUCAACGAAAUGACUACAAGUGCGACUUUUCACUCCUGAAUGGAAAGCUGUCACAAUGUAGAAACAGCUAUCGAGAAGUAAGAGAGGAGGAAAAGGAUGACGAUAAAAAUGUCAUCAAAAUGGAAGGAAGGAAGGAAGGAAGGCAGAAAGCAAGGGAAGAGAGAAAGAAGGAAGGCACAAAAACACGUUUCAGUGAAGGAAGGAAGGAAGGUUGCAUGGGUAAAAAAAAAAGAGAUUGAAGGAAGGUAGGAGGGAAGGAGAAAAUGAAGCUGGGAAGUGGCAAGGGUGGAAGGCAGAAAAGAGGAAAAAGGUGGUGUCUCUGGAGCUGGGCAGGAAUUGCACCUCUGACUAAUUGCACUUUUCAAUGAGGUACCGAGUUCAUGGGUCGGGUUGUUGGUCCCGCCUCUUCCUCCUCAAACUUGCGCCAGUCAGGUGGCGGCUGGUCCGGUCCUAUAGCGCCCGUCAUCAAGCUGGCGGCGGCCCCGCGGGACCGAUCGGGCCUGAAGGGCUGAAGGAGCGAGCGCUGUCUGCCUUACAGCACGCAGGCCGGUUGGGGCAGCAGUGGACUCAGAAGUCCGCCCAGAUGGCCGCCGCCACCGUGAACACCUGGUGGGAGAAGUACGAGGAGUUCGUCGGCCUCAACGAGGUCCGCCGCGCGCAGACCAAAGUCACGGAGGCCGAGUCGGGCUUCCUGGUGUCGCGGGGGAUGGUGCGGGAGGCCCACGUGAGCCUGGAGGCCCUGCAGAGCCGCCUGAAGGAGGUGCGGGCCCGUCUGGACCGCGUGGCCCGGGAGGAAGCGCACUACCUGGAGCUGGCCACCCUGGAGCACAAACUGCUGCAGGACGAGCGACGCCUGCGCACGGCGCACGGCGACGCCGAGGCGGCGGAGCGAGAGACCUUCGCCGCCUUCUCGGCCGCCGUGCGGGAGAGUCACGAGAAGGAGCGGGCGCGGGCCGAGCGCACCAAGAACUGGUCGGUCAUCGGCUCGGUGCUCGGCGCCCUCAUCGGCGUCAUGGGCUCCACGUACGUCAACCGCGUGCGCCUGCAGGAGCUCAAAAGUCUGCUGCUGGAGGCCCAGAAGGGUCCGGAAAGCCUGCAGGAAGCCCUCAAAGUCCAAGCUAGCAACCAUCGCUCGCAGCUGGACGAGCUGGGGGCGCUCGCGGACAACCUCCGGGGGGGCGCGGUCCCCGAGGGGCGCUCGCCGUCGAGGACCGACCGCCUCCUGGAGACGCUUCUGCCCCGAGUGUCGGAGCUACAGCGAGGCCUCGGCGGGGUCCGCGACGACCUCUCCCGCGUGACCAACCUUCUCGAAAACGGCUCACGGUCUGCGGAGGACGUGAAAACGACGGCGAGUGAACGCCUGGGUCGCAGCACGCUGUACAACGCCGCCUUCGCGUACACGGCCGCCGCUCUCACCGUCACGGCCGUGUACGCUUUGCUGAGAGGAGGAGCUUAGAGGUGGCUGUGGCGGUUGCCGUGGCAACACAGUUGGUGAGUCGCCGCAGCUUGACUCGGGACAGACUUUAGGACUUCUUUCCACUGGUACUAAAUGACAUUAUGUGUACAUAAAAAAAAAAAAAAAGGAGCAACAAAAGAAAUGGAAAAUCAAAAUCAUGUAGUGAUAGUAAAAUUGUGCAUUUCAUCACA
This is a messenger RNA of Syngnathoides biaculeatus (alligator pipefish), 1799 nucleotides long. It is a transcript of the gene ccdc51, whose product is annotated as coiled-coil domain containing 51. NCBI's taxonomy places the organism in Eukaryota, Metazoa, Chordata, Actinopteri, Syngnathiformes, Syngnathidae. The transcript is spliced from 6 exons. Bases 517 to 1608 code for a protein of 363 amino acids. The record is from RefSeq and is a predicted model, not a curated record.